AUUGUCUCUAUGGAAACUUGCAGCCUGCCGGGGGAAUGUGACGGCAACGGAACCUGCUCAGUGAAAGGACUCUGCACAGUGACCGGUCCCACUGUCAUUGACUUUAGUGGACAAAUGAACUCUGUGUCUGACCUGUGUGAGUACUCUCUGCUGCACGAUCAGUCUACUGGAUUCUCUCUGAAGGCCAACUUCCUGGACCGUCGUCGCAGAGAUGUGAGCUUUGUGGACAGUCUCACUCUGGACUUCAGUGAGAGAGAUGACAUUCAGCUGCUGCAAGGACACAGAGUCACGGUAGCAGGAUCACCUGUGACCCUCACCAGUUCAGUCCAGACAUUUAGUGGAGUUGAUCUCUCCAAGGACCAGACUGGAGUCACUGCCAGUAUUUCAGUCAAUGGCUUAUCUGUGUCUGUGUUCUUUGAUGGAACCACAGCUCAGAUCUACACUGAAACAUCUGCUGGUGGUUCUGUGAACGGCCUGUGUGUAGAUUCCAGCAAUGUGUCAUCUUCAAUGCUCUCCAGUGACUCCAGCUGUCAGGAUCAGUAUGAAGACCCUGCUGAUGACACCACUGACUGUGAUGCUGUCACUCAACAGUGUAGCAUCCUGAAAUCUGCCCCGUUCUCUUCCUGUAACUUAGACGUUGAUCCAGAGCCGUACAUUAUAGCCUGCAGAAGUACUCUGUGCAAAUAUCCUUCAGUGGACAAUCUCAGGUGUCAGUUCCUGAAGGCCUAUGCCAAAGCCUGUGAGAAGAAACAAGUUGACCUGCAGAACUGGUGGACAACAGCUCAGUGCCAUCACCCACAGCCCAUCUGUGAAGACAAAUGCAGUGAUCAUGAGUUCUGUGGAGAAAUCCACGGAAACACCGACUGUCGCUGUAGAGCCAUUUUUGCCUCCAAGUUCACUGAACAGAACCGACUGGGAGGUCCAACUGUCUGCCAGGACAACAACGCUUCACUCAGUCUGGUGGGUUGUCUCCUGAAGGAAAAUGGCAUCGACUACACUCACUUACACCUCAAUGACCAGACCUGCACAGGUGUGAUGGACACGGACAGUCACAUGGUGACUUUCAGCUUCAGCAGUGACAGUUGUGGAACGGAGGUCACGACCAAUAACAGCCAGGUCAUCUUCUCAAAUGCAGUUGUGACCCGGAACAGCUCCUCAGACCUCAUCACUCGUCAGGAUAAAGUCUUCAUUGAGUUCUCCUGCAGCCAUCCUAAACCUGAGUUGCAGAACGUAGCCUUCAAGAUUAUAGACAACUCUGUGGAAGUUUUCCUCCAAUCUGGAGAAUGGAAGUACAGCGUGACCAUGAAGGCUUACUCUGAUGCUGCCCACACCCAACUUUUGGAUCCAAAGAGUGAUGUCAGGCUGAACCAGAAGAUCUGGAUUGUUCUGGAGACCAAUGGUCUGGAUGAAGAUGUGGUUUCUGUGGUGACCGACUCCUGCUGGGCAACCAGUGGAAACUCACCCAACAGCGUUCCCAGAUACGACCUGAUCAAAGAUGGCUGUCCAAACACAGACGAUGGAACAGUUAAUGUGAUGGGAAAUGGAGAAGGAACCUCCAACUCCUUCUCCUUCAACAUGUUUGAGUUCUCUGGAAAGGAACCUUCAGAAGUCUACCUUCACUGCCAACUGCAGCUGUGUGUUAAGAAGAACAACAACUGUGUGCCGGGUUGUUCUGCUGGAGGUCGGAGACGCAGAUCUCUCAGAUACAGACGUGGAGCUCCAGCCUUGAUCAGCAUGGUCUGGACUCAUUAGGUCAGACUUGAUGUCACAGAUGGAAGAAGCAGGAUGCAAAGCCACAUGAUUAAAGAAGUUUGACCCUUUUAUAAUUAUUUUGAAGCAUCUUCCAUUCAUUGUUUUUGUUCUGUUCUCUUUCCAUGUGGUUUCCACAGAGAUCAUGACCUUUCCUGACUUGAUCCUGAACCCAAAUGUGUGAAAGAAUCUCUGUUCUUACUGCGAGAAAGUAGCUUCCAAAUAAGAACCCAAACUGUUGAUUUGGUGGUGAAGUCUGUCAAAAAGAAGAGAAAAAACUCAUCUUUCAUGUCACUUUGAUCAUCUGUUUGGUUCUUGGGUAAUGACAUGGGAAGGAGAAGUGUUUGAGUUUUCUUUAGCUUUUCUAUACAAUCAAAAAAAUUGAUUUCUGAUUAAGAAAAAGACUUGUUCAAUUUGAAGUGACUUAUACUGCUUCAUUUUAAAUAGGUUUCUAUUUCCUUUUCAAUUAUAGGUGAAAAUGUAUGACAAUAAUGGCAAAUGUUUGUACUUGUAUUUGUUUUUGUGGUUGGCUUCAGUUUUAAGCAUUUUAAAAGCCAAAUAAAUAAUAAAGAAAAGUUGUGGUUAUAAAAGGCUGAAUUGUCAAUAUUAUUUUCAUACUUGGUCUAAAUUUUGAUGGAAUAUAUUAAAGUUUUAUUUGAUAGUAUUAACAAUGAAUAAGAGGAAAAAACAUUAUUUUUAAAAAUAAAAUAAAAAAUAACACCCCCCCCCACCCCCUUGACCCACACA
This is a messenger RNA of Oryzias melastigma (Indian medaka), 2496 nucleotides long. Its product is annotated as uromodulin-like. The transcript is spliced from 12 exons. The coding region runs from base 10 to 1752 and encodes 580 amino acids. The record is from RefSeq and is a predicted model, not a curated record. Lineage: Eukaryota; Metazoa; Chordata; Actinopteri; Beloniformes; Adrianichthyidae.